CGCUAUUUAUAUACGGUAGGGAUGUUCGUAAUCGAUCGUUGGGCCAAUUUGAAAGGCACGGGUGGUGAGAGCGAGAGACGUUCGAUGCGGUCGGGUCUCGGAGAUGCAUGCAUAUCUGGCUAAUUUCGACGUGCUUCGACGUUGAUGUAUCCGAAUUAGGCACAUGGCCGUUUGACGAGAAGCUCGACUUCAAUCGGGCACGGAAAUCGGCAUCGGCACAGAGAUUUCUUCGGUCCGAGCCGAGACUACGGCUGCUGGUGCUGCCACUACUUUAGAUUGGACCUCGCCUCGCAAUAAGGUUUUACCUUCCUCUCUCGAUGGGCGGUGACGGUGGCUAGUGCUUCAAAACUGGAUAACUGGAUUUGGAAAAAGUGGAAAUCCCAGUUUUGUCCAGGCGCGUUCGACCCCCGUGCAUUUUGCGGGCUCGCUUGUCGUUUGAUCUGGACAGGCGUAGAGCUGCCUCAACAAAUUUGUCGCUGCCUCGACGAAUUCUCUGGCACGAUUCUCCGAAGAUUGUUGCCGCAUCGGUCACCGUGCUGCUGCUGAAAUUGGCUACUUCUGAACACACUCCGCGACGCAUAUGUUGGUCUGCCAGUAUAUAUACAAGCCACUUGCAGUAUCCAAGGUCUUUUUUUUCAGCGCGAGAAUCCUUCAGGGUCCUUGACUGACUGACUGCGACGCAUAUGUUGGUCUGUAGUAUACAUACAAGCCACUUGUGCGUCAGAGGUCUGGUUAUUCAGCGCGAGAAUCCUCCAGGGUCCUUGACUGACUGACUGACUUGAGCCAUCUCUGAGCUCGUGCGUGGUAACGGGGACGACAUCUGAAGUCCUGCGAUCUCCACACGGACGACAAAGGUGUUCGCUCCUCGGACCUCAACGCGGACGACGCAGGGACCAGCUUCUGUGAAGGCACCGCGGAGUAGGCAGCGUUGAGUUGUGCGACCUGAGAGCAUGGCGCUGUGGGCGAGCGCGGCGUUCAGAUCCUUGUCGGAGGUGUCAGGGCCGAGCUCGCGCUUGGUGCCUGACAUGACCGACAGGAAGCCCGCGAGGGAUAGACAGCAGCACGGGAUGGCGCUGGCGUCACUGCGAAACCCCGUGGGGCCGUCUUCGACUCCGCGCAAUCUCAAGCUGAAGUCGCUGAUGGACCACCAACGCUCGGCACUCGCCAGGCGACACCUGACGAUGAUGGAAACAUUGGAGGGAGGAAUCCUCUGCGAGUGCUGCAGAACCGGGCCCCGGCCUGGCACUGCAGCAGGAAGGGAGGAAAGGAUGCGACAGCAGUUCCGAACCAGGAGUAUGGCCGCCGAGCAUCAACGAGGCGAAGGCUCCGAGGAUGAUGAGGAGGACCCGGUGUUUCGGCUCAUCAUCGACGGGGACGCAAUCCAUACCGUGGACUGGCCGAUAAUGGAUCAGGCCGCCGUCGGGCCCGAUAACGCGAAGGCGAUUGUCAAUGGAGAUUGCAGCGCUGCCGGGAGCGAGAAGAACGGCGCGCACGCGAACGGAGCUGUGCACACGAACGGAGCGACGACGACGACGACGAAUCAGCACGACGCCCACGCAAACGGAGCUAUGCACACGAACGGAGCGACGACGACGAAUCAGCACGGCGUGCACGCGAACGAAGCUAUGCACACGAACGGAGCGACGACGACGACGACGACGAAUCAGCACGUCAACGGCAUCGACACUCGCGCGGCGGAAGCCGAGCGAGCGAACCAGGAACUUACGAAGGACCACGGCAAUGGCCGUGGCUAUGAAACCAACGGGGCUCACAAUUACGAUCACGAUCACAUGCACAGCAACGGAGCCACCACCGUCGAUCGUUCCGAGGCCGGGGCGACGGCCGAACCCACUCUCAACGGAGCGACUACCGUCGACGCGAGCACUCCCCCUGCCGCUUUUGUCGAGCAAUCGAAGAAGGUAUACAUCGAAAAGCCGACGGAGGCUCAGGCUCCAGCGACUUCGGCCAAGCCGAAGCGCGCGCAAUUGAAGCCGGCACCGAGCGCAGAAGAGCUCGAUGGGCAGCAUAUUCAAGUGAGGAAGUUCCUCAAGAACAAAAAUUUGCUCUACAUCGGAGUCACAGGCUUUCUCUGCAAAGUUGCCGCGGAGAGAACGCUGGACGUUCAACCGGACGUAGGAACGAUCUACGUCCUUGUCAAGCCGAAUUCAACCGGCGACGCACAGGCUCGAUUGCGAAAAGAUAUCAUCGGGAGUGAAAUAUUCGAAGCGUUGAAGAAAAAGUACGGAGAAGAGCGGUUCCUCGAGUUCAUGAAACAAAAGGUCGUUGCGAUCCCAGGGAACAUAGUGGAGAAAGAUCUCGCCUUAGCCCCGGCCGACGCGAAAAUGUUGAUGGAGCGCAUCGAUGUCAUUGUGAAUUCCGCCGCGACCACCAAGUUCGACGAGAGGUACGAUCUGGCGUUGGAACUCAACACUUUCGGGCCUUACAACGUUCUCGAAUUCGCCAAAAAGUGCAGCAGGCGCCCGAUGCUAGUGCAUAUUUCCACAGCUUACGUCAAUGGCAAGCGCCGAGGGGUGUCGAAGGAGGAACCCUUCGAGUAUGGCCAGACUCUUUUACCGGAAAUUCAAGACUUCGCGGACGAUCCCGACGAACCCGACGACUCGAGCGGCGUCUUCUCCGAGUGGAGAAAGCAGGCCGUGACUAAGCUCAUCAAGCCCUUCUGGCCGGCACCGGCGGACAAGGUGAAGGCAGCCAGGAAGAACCGCAUGAUAGAAUCGCUAAACGAGUUCCUGCUGGAGAAUGACGCCGAGACGGCGUUUGUCAACCCUGAAAAGGAGCUUGAAUUGGCCUUGAAGUGUCGCGCAGCACGUGAGCCUGUAGAUGAGAAGCUGCCUGUAGAAGAGAAGCAGCGUGAAGAAGAGAAGCAGCGUGUAGAAGAGAAGCAGCGCAUGGAGCUUCUGGGACACAUGAGGGCGAAUACUUUCGGAUGGCAAGACGCGUACGUGUUUACCAAGGCCAUGGGGGAGAUGAUGCUGAUGAAGUACAAGGAAGACUUACCGAUUGUUAUCAUCCGCCCCAGCGUGGUCGAGAGUACGCUGAAGAAGCCGUUCGAUGGAUGGAUCGAAGGCAACCGAAUGCUGGACCCUAUCGUGCUGCACUAUGGCAAAGGAGACCUGACGGGGUUCCGUGUUGAUCCUGAUGUUACCCUGGAUAUCAUUCCUGCAGAUAUCGUCGCCAACGUUAUUCUGGCAGCGAUGGCGAAACAUGGAGGUUAUGAGCAAAUGUACCCGUUCGUGUACCAAGUGGCCAGUUCGGCCAGCAACCCGUUGACGAUGCGACAGAUUGCAGACACUGCAUACGAGCAUUUUUCAGAGUUUCCAAUGCAGAAGAAGGAGAAAGCGGAGGAGAACGGGAAAAAAGAGGAGGAAGAAAUCAAGGAAUUGGUUUACAGGCCAAUGACGUUCAUUACCAACGAGCGUGAUUUUCAAGCGUUGCUUUUCUUCAGAUAUGGUGUGCCAAUGCAGCUGAUGGAACUCAUGUCGAGAUUUCUAAAUCUCCCGUGGAUUAAGAAACUCAUUGGAGGACGGAAUGAGAACCCGGUGGUAAAGAUCGUGCAACACUGGAAGAGGAACUGUGUUUCGCAUACUAGACGGAUCGGACUCCUACUGAGCAGUGUCACGCAUAUGGCGGAAGUCUACAAGCCGUACGUGUUUUACAAGGGCAGAUUUGAUGCGACGAACAGCGAAAUGAUCUUGACGGAAAUCGCGCCGGAGGAGAGAAGUAUGUUUAGCUAUAGUGUAAAGAAUGUAGAUUGGAGAAGCUACUUGCGUGACAGCCACUUCGUUGGGCUCAGACAGCAUGUGCUUAAAUGGCUCAGAUGUAAAAAGAUAGGCCGCAACUGGACUAUUGUGAUUCCGCCGUCGGACCCCGAAUGGAUAGGUAGAGGAGACGAACGGUAGAGGGAGGGUUGCAUGACACCAGGAGUUAUUGAAAGCAAUUACUGCUCUCCUGGUGCGAUGACUUUUCCCGCAGAGUAGAUAUUAGGUGAUUCAGUUUUCCUCUGAUGUAGUUUAGUCUAAUCCCAAUCAUAUAAUGUGCGGUCGUUGAUGGCGGAAUCGUUGCCGCAGCUAGUAGAAUAGGUGCAUUUUCCUACUAAUGCAGUGUAAUGUACAUUAGCAGGAAAAUGAUGUGAAGUUGUAAGAUGAUGUUGUAAACUGGACAAUAUGCGUUGUAGCAGGGGGCAACAGAGGCACGGGUAAGUUUGCCAUAACAUAUAUGGUGGAUAAAUAGACGGGUUUGAACACAGCGUGGAAAGGCUUUUCCAAACGGUGCGUGCAUCCCGUUCAUAGAGGCACACGGGCAGAGGAAUGUCAAAUGUCAUCAGGUUUCAAGCCUUUUUAAGCGUUGUUAAACAAGAUGAUAAACCGCCGAACUCACCGACAACGGAUCUUCGUUUUUUGUUUCGGAUUCGCAGCACGGUACAUGAGUAUGCUGUGAACUCGUUGUACCGGAAAGAGGGACCUUGUGCUUAGGCAUCUAGUUAUGCGCAGGACUGACUAUAUCGUUUCGAAUAAUGAUAGACAAAUGAGCUCGACGAAGAAGUUAUGGGACUUCAUUUGAACUGCCCAUAGAAACUCUAGGCCAGGGCCGCAGGCAUUCUUCAGCCCGAAAACGAUCUGCGGAUCUCGAGAACCGAAUUACAUACGGGAGAGUUCCUCUUCAAGAUCUAACGUUCGGACAAAGAAACACUCGAAUUGGAGACUAGACUAGGAAGUUAUGGCCAUCUGAGUGCACUUGCCCGAACUUGGGCGCUGGUAGACUUUCAUCGUCACAUGUCACACUCCUCCACGUGCUUCUGCUGUGGACUGGUUGGCCUGAGACAGUGUAAGUAACCUACUUUUUGUCACACUCCACGUGCUUCUGCUGUGGACUGGUAGGCCUGUGACCAUAUGAGUACAGUAAACUACUCUUUGUCACACGCCACGUGCUUCUGCUGUGGACUGGUAGGCCUGAGACAGUCCAAAUAAACUACGUACACGAAUCCUCGUGUAGAUCUAGCGAUCGUCUGAGUUACCUUACAGAGUAACUCGUCUAGGCAGAGUACUUGUAGAUUGGGCCUUUUGAUUUUGCUCUUUCUAGUCUUAGCAUGCUUCUACUGGAAACUGAGUAAACCAGUUGGAAGGACUGGCACAUGUGUACAUUG
Messenger RNA from Marchantia polymorpha subsp. ruderalis, 5161 nucleotides. NCBI's taxonomy places the organism in Eukaryota, Viridiplantae, Streptophyta, Marchantiopsida, Marchantiales, Marchantiaceae. The record is from the annotation of a GenBank genome assembly.